Messenger RNA from Lottia gigantea (owl limpet), 1176 nucleotides. RefSeq lists its product as hypothetical. NCBI's taxonomy places the organism in Eukaryota, Metazoa, Mollusca, Gastropoda, Lottiidae. The transcript has 2 exons. The record is from RefSeq and is a predicted model, not a curated record. Bases 135 to 1082 code for a protein of 315 amino acids.
UUCCUAUGUCGUUGGGUCAAGGUAUUGUGGCUUUAAAUCUGCAGCCGAACAGAAUUGCAGGAACCGCUGGAUACAAACCGAGAGUUUAUGUAAUAUGAAGAAAGAAGAUCGUAAACUAUCGGAUAUUUUUAACUAUGGAGAUACAUGGAAUGAAAUCUUUUUUUAAUUUAAUACUUUUCGCUGUGUGUUUAUUUAUUUUGCUCAGUGCUGUUGGAAUUUUGAGCUCGUAUAACAGUAAAAAUAAAAUGGCGGAGAGUACGAAUGAUGCCGAAUUCCGAAACAAAAGAGACUUAGAAAACUAUACAAAUAUCCAGAACUCCAUAAAUUCAGUGAAAAUGCCCAUAAAGGAUCAGAUUGUGAAAUUGGCGGUUCCACAGGAGAUAAAAAAUAUAGACAAAAACAAUAUUCUAGUAAAACAGAACGAAACAAACAUUGUCCGGAAUCUCAACAGUGACUUACACGAAAACAGGAUAACUGGGAAAGUAAGGAAGGCUAAAGUUAAUUCUCACACCAACAAUGUACAAAGGAAAGAUAGAAUUCUCAAAGAUGUCAGAAAGGAUUUGCAUGCACCAACAAGGCUGAAACCGCAUGGACAUACAUCCUUUCGAGUGAAAUCCAGUGCUAUGCAAUCAGACUUAAAACCAAGACCAAAUGUUAAUGAUACUGCUGUGAAAUAUGCCAAAAAUGUUUUGACUGUGAAUAAAUCUCGAGUGCCUUUAACACCAGUGAAAAAUAAUAUAACAGCGACAGAAACAGAUAGAAGUCUCAUUUCACAAUUGAAACGCAAAUCGCAAAAUCAUAAUGGUGGUCGUAAAAGGAUUCGAACAAAAGAAAUGGUCGGUAUAAAUAGUGAAAAAGCACAAAUACCUUUCCAUAGAAAGAACAAGAAAAGAUUGGCUGUUACCACGCUCAGAUACAGGGACAAAAAGAUUAGUAAUAAUUCAUAUAAUAGCCAUAGAUCGACUAAUAGUAUAUCGAAGUUCAUUGAAAAUAAAAUAGUGACAAAAAGUGAUAUAAGUGAUAGUUCAACUGUUACUCUACCUACUACAUCAAUAAUAGGUCACCAAUCAUCAUCUUCAUAAUAUAUCAAACGUAAACUUGAUAUAUUAAAGUCCCGCAUAUAAUAUGAAUUCAAAAUUCGCUCGUGAUUAAAUCAUGCAUAAAGUUUUUUUUCUC